Messenger RNA from Adineta ricciae, 1824 nucleotides. NCBI's taxonomy places the organism in Eukaryota, Metazoa, Rotifera, Eurotatoria, Adinetida, Adinetidae. The record is from the annotation of a GenBank genome assembly.
AUGCCAACGAUUGGUGAACUUCAUGAAGUUUAUUCGAAUAAUCCAAAUGGUCUUUUGCAGACGAUCAAUUCAAUUUAUGAUCGAAUUGAAAAAGAAGGUUUAAAACCCAUUUGGAUUUCAAUUGUUCCACGAGAAAAAGUUUUAAAACGAGUUGAAGAAUUGUUAUCAAUUUCUCAAGAUGAUCGUGAUGCUUAUCCAUUAUUUGGAAUUCCAUUUGCAGUGAAAGAUAAUAUUGAUGUAAUUGAUUUGAAGACAACAGCAGCAUGUUCAUCAUUUGCUGAUGAAAAAGCAACGAAAAGUGCAUUUGUUGUUUGUAAACUUGAAGAAGCAGGUGCAAUUGUAAUCGGAAAAACCAAUAUGGAUCAAUUUGCAACAGGUUUAGUCGGAAUUCGUUCGCCAUUUGGAAUUUGUUCGAGUGUUUUUCAUAAAAAUUUCAUCUCAGGUGGUUCAAGUUCAGGUUCAGCAGUUAGCGUUGGUAAUGGUUUAGUGACAUUUGCAUUGGGAACAGAUACAGCUGGAUCAGGUCGAGUUCCAGCAAUGUUCAAUAAUGUUAUUGGAAUGAAACCAACACGUGGUUUAUUAAGUUGUUCCGGUGUUGUUCCAGCAUGUCGAAGUGUUGAUUGUGUUUCAAUUUUUGCUGAAACAUGUAAAGAUGCAUCAAUAAUCUUGUCAGUUGCUCAUGGCUAUGAUGAAAAUGAUCCAUAUUCUCGUCAAUUAUCAUUUUGUUCAUCACCAUGGAUUAUUUCAUCGAAAUUUCGUUGUGGUGUUCCAACAAAAUCAACUCGUCAAUUCUUUGGUGAUACAGAAAAUGGUGAAUUAUUUGAAAAAGUAAUUAAAACUGUGGAAACUGAAUUGAAUGGGGAAAUCAUUGAAUUUGAUUUGACUUCAUUUGUGAAAGUUGCCAAUUUGCUUUAUAAAGGACCUUGGGUUGCUGAACGUUAUGCUUCUGUUGGUAAAUUUAUUGAUGAACAUCAAUCUGAUAUUGAUCCAACUGUUUUCUCAAUUAUUUCCAAAUCGAAAUCUUAUUCUGCAGUUGAUGUUUUCAAUUCGAUGUAUGAAAUUGAAAAAUUGAAGAAAGAAACAAAAGAAUUGUGGAAGAAUUUUGAUGUGAUGUUAGUUCCAACUGCACCUCGAACUUUUACAAUUGAUCAAAUUCAACAAUCACCAAUUGAACUCAAUACUCAACUCGGCUUUUAUACAAAUUUUGUAAAUUUACUUGAUUUAACAGCAAUUGCAUUACCUGCUGGUCUUCGUCAAGAUCAUUUACCUUUUGGUGUGACUUUUAUUUCUCAUUCGUUUACUGAUCAAGCACUUCUUCUUCUUGCUGAUCGACUUCAUCGUUGUCUUUCAACAUUUAUUGGUUGUUCAACUACACAUCUUUUAUCUAAUACACAAAAAUUAUCAAUGAAAGAAAACGAUGAACAAUGGAAUUGUUUUCUCAUUGGUGUUGUUGGUGCUCAUCUCUCCGAUUUACCAUUGAAUUAUCAACUCAUCGAAAGAAAUGCAAGAUUUGUUCGCAAAUGUCGAACUCAUCAAGAAUAUCGUCUUUAUGCACUUUCAAAUACGAAUCCGUGUAAGCCGGGAUUGAUUCGAGUCAAUGGAAGUCAAGGAUCAGGAAUUGAAAUCGAAAUUUGGGCAAUUCCAAAUGAAUAUUUGGCAAGUUUUGUCAAUUUAAUUUCAUCACCACUUACGAUUGGAAAUAUUCUUCUUGAUGAUGGACAAUCGGUGAAAGGUUUUCUUGUAGAAUCAUCUGGUAUCGAGACGGCAAAAGAUAUCACUCAUUUCGGAGGAUGGAAAGCUUAUCUUAACGCUUCAGAAGGAUAA